Tupaia belangeri chinensis (Chinese tree shrew) is the source of this 742-nucleotide messenger RNA. RefSeq names its product germinal center associated signaling and motility (gene GCSAM). The coding region runs from base 199 to 729 and encodes 176 amino acids. The transcript has 6 exons. The record is from RefSeq and is a predicted model, not a curated record. Gene Ontology annotation, biological process: negative regulation of lymphocyte migration; regulation of B cell receptor signaling pathway. NCBI's taxonomy places the organism in Eukaryota, Metazoa, Chordata, Mammalia, Scandentia, Tupaiidae.
UUCAUCUCUCCUCCCCCCCGGCCUCUUCCUCCCCUCUGCAGAGAUCCCCUUCUUCUUUCAGCUCUCUCCCAACAGAGGUCAGAGCCGCACGGCCCCUUCUCUAAGUGAGAAGCCACCUUGUCAGGCCACAGGGGAGGCAAAAAGGAAGUGACAGGAGUGGUGAAGGAACAGAAAGGAAGACACGCGAGGACCAAGAGGAUGGGAAACUCUCUGCUGAGGGAGAACAGGCAGCAGCAGGACAUCCAAGAGCUACCUGGGAACCUGAGACUCCAAAGUCCCCAGCAGAGAGCACCCAGAUGCUGGGGUUGCCACAUCGCUGAAGGGUGUUUCUGCUUUCCGUGGAGGAAAAUACACAUGUUCAAAGAAAAACAAGAUUUCCAAAAGGAAAAUGAAGAAAUGUCAUCUUCUCCUAUCCAGGACAAUGCUGACCAGACCUACACAGAGGACCUGUUCUACACCCUCAUCAGUCAUAAGGUCCUCAAGAGACCAUCAGGGAAUUCUGCGGAGGAGUACUAUGAAAACAUUCCCUGCAAGGCUGAGAGGCCCAGAGAGUGCUCAGGAGGAACUGAGACUGAGUAUUCACUUCUCCGGGUGUCUUCCAUGCCUAAGCUUCCACCCUUCCCAGGAGAUGAAUAUGAGCUUCUCAUGCCUACCAAGAUCUCCCCUCACUCUCUGCAAAGUCCAUGUCUACUUAAGGCCCCUUCUGAGACUCAUUUUUACCAUUUAUAAUAAAGUGGUUGGA